Messenger RNA from Rhea pennata, 1073 nucleotides. It is a transcript of the gene LTB4R2, whose product is annotated as leukotriene B4 receptor 2. Gene Ontology annotation, cellular component: plasma membrane. Gene Ontology annotation, molecular function: G protein-coupled peptide receptor activity; leukotriene B4 receptor activity. Gene Ontology annotation, biological process: neuropeptide signaling pathway. The transcript has 2 exons. NCBI's taxonomy places the organism in Eukaryota, Metazoa, Chordata, Aves, Rheiformes, Rheidae. The record is from RefSeq and is a predicted model, not a curated record. The coding region runs from base 1 to 1056 and encodes 351 amino acids.
AUGGAUCAGGUGUUUGACUAUGACGUUGCCUCCCAGUUGCCUCCCUCAACUGCCCAGUGCCUCUUCAUCUCCGGUAACAGCACACUGCUAUCCUUACCAGCUUCCCGUGUGGCAGGUGCCAUCCUCCUUGGGGCUGCCACCCUCCUGGGGCUACCAGGAAAUCUCUUUGUGGCCUGGAGCCUGCUGCGGUGGACACAGCCUGGGUGCCGCUCUGUCACCGCUGUGCUAGUGCUCAACCUGGCCCUGGCCGAUGGCACUGUUCUCCUCCUCGCACCCUUCUUUGUGCUCUUCCUUGCUGCUCGGUCUUGGCUCCUUGGUGAGGUGGCCUGCAAGACUCUCUACUACAUCUGUGGCCUCUCCAUGUAUGCCAGUGUUUUCAUCAUCACCCUUCUCAGCCUUGACCGCUGCUUGGCUGUCUACCAGCCAUUCCUCUCCCUCACUCUACGGAGGAAGGCUGUGGCCACCAAGGCCUUGGUGGCCACGUGGCUGGGGGCUGCCAUCUUGGCCUUGCCAGCACUAGUCUACCGCCAUGUGGUACCAGAUCCAGCUGCACCAGGCCAGCUCUGUGAGCCAUGUCAUGGCCAUCCUGCUGCAGCUGUCUUCCACCUUGUCUUGGAGACAUCUGUGGCCUUUGUGCUGCCCUUCAUCAUUAUUGCUGGCAGCUAUGCUGCCAUCCUGGUGAGGCUGCGAGGUCGGCCGUGGCGCCGCGGCAGUCACACAGGGAGGGUGGUUGCUGCUGUGGUGCUCUGUUUUGCUGCUCUGUGGUUGCCCUACCAUGUGGUCAAUGUCCUGCAGGUCAGCUCCAGUGUGGCCACAGGCCAGGCAGCUGAGAGCCUGGGCCAGGCCUGGAAGGGUGCCCGGGCUGGGGCCACUGCCUUGGCCUUCCUCAGCAGCAGCCUCAACCCCAUUCUCUAUGCCUUUGCUGCAGGACACCUUAUUCAGUCCUCUGGGGCCAACUUCCUUGCCCGCUUCUUUGAAGGCACCUCUGGGGACCUCAAUAGGAAUCAACCAGCCCAGGGACACCCAGCAAUGCACAUGAUGGGAACUCCUAUGUAGUAACUUUAAUUACACUA